This is a messenger RNA of Hyposmocoma kahamanoa, 1270 nucleotides long. It is a transcript of the gene DnaJ-8, whose product is annotated as dnaJ homolog subfamily C member 25 homolog. The coding region runs from base 83 to 1105 and encodes 340 amino acids. Gene Ontology annotation, biological process: protein folding. NCBI's taxonomy places the organism in Eukaryota, Metazoa, Arthropoda, Insecta, Lepidoptera, Cosmopterigidae. The record is from RefSeq and is a predicted model, not a curated record. Gene Ontology annotation, cellular component: endoplasmic reticulum membrane. The transcript has a single exon.
CAAAUAGAUUUACUUUUAAAUAUAUUGUGGCUAGUCACAAUUUUAUUGCAUUUAAUAACUUAUGUUAUGAUCAAAAUUGAAUAUGUUCUUUAAUCAUUACGUUUACAAAACUGUACUGAUAGCAGUAACAUGGCAAUUUAUCGUGGUUUCUGGAGCCGAUCACCUUCUCGACGGUAUUUACUGUGGAAAGGAAAACUGUUACGAGGUGCUGGAAGUAACGAGAGACGCGGUGAAGAAUGAAAUUGCGAGGAAUUAUAGAAGGCUAGCGAAAAAGUACCAUCCAGAUUUACAUAAAGGCGAGGAAGCAAAAAAAGAAGCUGAAGAACAGUUUAAAAAAAUCGCGACUGCUUACGAGAUACUACGAGAUGAAGAAGAAAGGUCUGAUUAUGACUACAUGCUUGACAAUCCUCAAGAGUAUUACGCUCAUUACUACAGAUACUAUAGGCGGCGGAUGGCACCAAAAGUAGACGUUCGAAUAGUCAUAGCCGUAACUAUUACAAUCAUAUCCUUGGUCCAAUAUUACAGUGCAUGGUCUAAAUACGACACGGCGAUAAAAUACUUUAUGACAGUGCCAAAAUAUAGGAAUAAAGCUCUAGAAAUAGCUAAAGUUGAAAUAAAGGACUCCCAAUCAAGAAAGGGAGGUAGGAAAUCCAAAACAGAAUUAAAGGAAGAACAAGAUCGUAUAAUUCGGAGAGUUAUUGAAGAAAACAUGGAUAUUAAAGGUGCAUAUGCAAAACCUGAAAUUACUGACAUACUAUGGGUUCAGUUAAUAAUUUUACCAUACACAAUUGCUUGUUAUAUUUAUUGGUAUUUGCGGUGGUUUUGGAAAUUUACAAUUAUGAAUCAACCAUAUGGGGAAGAGGAGAAGUUGUAUUUAAUUAGGAAAUACAUGAAGCUAGGACAGCAUCAGUUCAAUGCUUUGGAUGAAACAGAAAAACAGGAGUAUCUAGAAGAAGAAUUAUGGGUUAAGGAGAAUUAUGUAGUUUGGAAGGAAAUAAAGGAUGAAGAAGCUAAGAAAGCUUUAGCAGAUAAUAAUAAAUACAAACAAUAUAGAAGAUAUAUAAAAAGCCAUGGUGUUGGACGAAUGACAUUUGAUGAUUCAUGAUAGUGUAAGAGACACGUAACUUAUCUAUUGUUCUAAAAUAUGUAUAAAUCAAAUUGGAAAUUGAAGUCUGCUGCAAAUAUUGCAAUUUUGUUAUAUAUUUAUUGAAAGAGAUUUUUAUUUCAUGUUUCACCAAAUACCAAAAAUUUUUCACAAAAAUAAAACCAG